AUGAACCGAUGGAAUGAGACACGUGUAACCGAAUUCAUUCUGGUAGGUUUUCCUAACACCUACAAAGUGGAGAUCACCCUUUUCAUGCUGUUUCUAAUCAUUUUGAUGAUGACAAUAGUUGUGAAUUCUAUCAUCAUCACUCUCAUAUGCACUGACCACCAUCUGCAGACUCCCAUGUACUUCUUCCUCUGCAACCUGUCCGUCAUUGAGGUUCUGCUCACUUUGACUGUGAUCCCCAAAAUGAUGGCAAACUUCCUGGCAGAGAGAAAAACCAUUUCCUUUUAUGGCUGUCUGGCUCAAUCUUACUUUUAUUUCUUGUUGGGCAUCUCAGAGUAUGUCCUAUUGGCUGUGAUGUCCUAUGACCGGUAUGCAGCUAUCUGUUACCCAUUGCACUACAACACAAUCAUGACUGGCAAAGUCUGUAUAUGGCUGGUGGUGGGUUCAUGGAUGGGUGGAUUCUUCUCCAUCUUGGUCCCCACUGUGAUGAAACUUGGGUUGCCUUUUUGUGGCCCCAACAUCAUUAACCAUUUCUUUUGUGACAGUGCCCCCUUGAUGCACUUGGCUUGUGCUGAUAUUCAACUAGUGGAGUUCAUUGACUUCCUUGUCUCACUGCCUGUGCUGUUGGGCUCCCUGAUGUUGACUGUCAUCUCUUACUCCUGCAUUAUCUUCACUAUUGUCUGUAUCCCUACAAGAGAAGGAAAGCAGAAGGCUUUCUCCACUUGUGCCUCACAUUUCACUGUGGUCACUAUUGGCUACGGCACCUCUGUCUUCAUUUAUGUCAGGCCUUCACAAGCUAACUCAAUGAACCUCAACAAGAUGGCCUGCUUGGUGACCACAGCAUUGACUCCUUUGCUGAACCCAUUCAUAUUCAGUCUUGGGAAUCAGAAGGUUAAGGAAGCAUUGAAAAACUUUGUCAGCAAGUACAUGGGUUCACCAAGUGUACUCUCUAAACUGGGCCAAAAUAGAAAUACACUCCAGAGGGCCUGA
Messenger RNA from Alligator sinensis (Chinese alligator), 987 nucleotides. Its product is annotated as olfactory receptor 6M1-like. The transcript has a single exon. Gene Ontology annotation, biological process: G protein-coupled receptor signaling pathway. Gene Ontology annotation, molecular function: olfactory receptor activity; G protein-coupled receptor activity. Lineage: Eukaryota; Metazoa; Chordata; Crocodylia; Alligatoridae. Bases 1 to 987 code for a protein of 328 amino acids. The record is from RefSeq and is a predicted model, not a curated record. Gene Ontology annotation, cellular component: membrane.